Molecule: messenger RNA, 817 nt
Organism: Lactuca saligna
Lineage: Eukaryota; Viridiplantae; Streptophyta; Magnoliopsida; Asterales; Asteraceae
Source: the annotation of a GenBank genome assembly
AGCUUUCGCACAUUCUCUUUGCCUCUCUGCCUCUGCCGCUCCCUCUCUCGCACAAAUAGCUUUCGCACAAAUAUCUCUCUUCCUCUCUAAUAAUGAAUCCAAUAAUAAGACCAUCAAAGACGUUUUGGGGUAUUGAGCUUCAAAGUGGUGAAUCGUUUGAUGUCAACCUUGAAGACAAAUUUUUGCGUCUUACACUGGUUUCUCUUAUAGAAAUCGAGAACGAAACACCAGAUUUUAUUUCCUUGCACAUCACUGAGAAUGGCAAAAAGCGCGUAUUUGCACGCCUUCACCCUAAGAGGCGGCCACAACUACCAUUGGAUGUGGUGUAUGGCCAAAGUUGGUUGUUUUGGCUCCUUGACCAGUUUGUGAUCACUUUCUCUAAAGAUGAUACAAGUUCUGACAUGAUGAUGAGGAUAACGAUGAUUCCUCAUGAUGAAAACAAAGAUACAACAAAGCAGCAAUACCAAAAGAAUAGACUGAAUGUGUCUGCAAGUAUGAGUCUUCAUAAAUGUAGGAGUUCCAUGUCGUAAAUGGACUUUGUGUGUUUGCAAUAACUUUGAAGACAGAGAAUGCUAAUUUGAUUAGUAAUUAAGAGAUAGGGUUGCAGAUUAUGUUGAUGAGUGACGAGGGUUGUUUAUAAUGUCAUGGUGUUUAGUAGAUUUGAUGUAAUUAGUAUGAAAAAGACAUCAUAUCCCGUCUUUAUGUCGUGAAGAUUAAUGAUGGCAAGUAUAGUAAUUUGCUGUUUUGACUCCUUGACAAAUUUAGUAGAUUUGCUGUUUUGAUUCCUUGACCAAGGGUGUUAGUAUGAAAAGACAUG